Molecule: messenger RNA, 1041 nt
Organism: Sparassis crispa
Lineage: Eukaryota; Fungi; Basidiomycota; Agaricomycetes; Polyporales; Sparassidaceae
Product: SMAD/FHA domain-containing protein
Exons: 5
Coding region: 1-1041 (346 amino acids)
Biological process (GO): maintenance of RNA location; mRNA splicing, via spliceosome
Cellular component (GO): nucleus
Molecular function (GO): protein binding; mRNA binding
Source: RefSeq, a predicted model, not a curated record
AUGGCAAAGGAUUCACCACCACUACGUCGCUCGGAUGACGACGAGCGCGGUUACACCAGGAGCAACAGACAAGACGACCGCCCGCGCUACAGAGACCGCAGUGACAACCAUGGAAGAGACCGAGGCACGGACCCAGACUCGAGGUCAACAUACGGCCGACGGAAAGAUGACAAUUACUCCCGGAGAGAUUGGAAUGCAGAGCGCGACUACAGGAUCCGGGGAGACGGCGGGGAGAGGCAACGCGAACGUGAGCGCGACAUGGACAAAGAGAGGGAACGAGUCAGAGAACGAGAGAGGGAACGAGACCGAGAACGAGAGGGGGAACGAGACAGAGAACGAGAGAGGGAACGAGACAGAGAACGAGAGAGGGAACGAGACAGAGAACGCGACAGAGACCGAGACAAGGAUCGAAUGAAGGUGAGGGACAGGGACAGGGACAGGGAGAACGAAAGGGAUGGCCCACGAGCAGGCCCUUCGCGUCGCUCCGCCUCCCCGCGCGCACGCUCGUCGCGACCGCGCUCGAGGUCACACCCAUCUCGGGAGGACUCGCCCGAGGACAAGGCAAAACCGAACUUCGCACCCUCCGGACUACUUGCAGCCGCGACGAAGACAAUCAAGCAUGGGGACGGGACGAGCACGGUGCUCAAGUAUCACGAGCCGCCCGAGGCGCGCAAGCCCGUCGUCGGCUGGCGGCUGUACGUGUUCAAGGGGAAGGAGCAAGUCGAUUUGCUGCACAUUCACCGCCAGAGCGCGUACCUCAUUGGGCGGGAUCGCUCCAUCGCGGAUGUGGCGGUGGACCACCCGUCGUGCUCGAAGCAGCACGCAGCUAUCCAGUUCAGACAGGUGCACGAGAAGAACGAGCUUGGUGACUCCAAAGGCGUCGUAAAACCAUUCAUCAUUGACCUUGAGUCUACGAAUGGCACGCACGUAAACGAUGAGACUAUACCAACAUCGCGGUAUUAUGAGCUGCAGCCCGGCGAUGUAAUAAAAUUCGGGGAGUCGACGCGCGAAUAUGUCAUCCUGCACGACGAAGUCGCGUAG